GGCGCGACUUUAUUAGCAGAUGACAAUUUGUCGACCCAGACAACAAGAGGCCAAUUCGAGUGCAUGCUUUUCUGUACAGAUCUGAUUGUGAUCGAGUGACGAAACCUAGAAUGUCAUGUCUGAGAGCAUUUUACGCAGUAGCCGAGGAGAUCGAAAAUCUUCAUGGGGAGGCCACAUCGAGCGUGGAAUCACUUCGUCGGAACCAGUUUCGGAGAACGACUCCUCUCGGAAAUUCGGCCGGUUCCUAACCUUUCGUUCGUUAGCUUGACUUUGACGUGUGACGAAUGGCACUAGAAUGUGCAAGUCAAUGAUCGUCCGACCAUUCCAGCUGCAGCCCUGCUCUCUGCUAAAUCAGAAGUUUUUUCCUCGAGGUUUUAGCUUUCGUAGAACAAAAUCCAUUGUCGUCAGCUGGAUGUCCCGAGUCUCCAUAGCCAGGAGUUCAAUCAUGUGUUCUGCUGGUUACCAGUCGCUGUAUCGGUGCAUAUUCAUGCUGACACCGAGAUAUCAGUGUUGACUAUUGCAUUGACUAUGAUAUAUGAUAUGGACUCCGAGAUUUUAGUGUCUCCUUUGGCGGCAGACGCUGUUUUGGCCUCCAUGACGCAUUUCCCAUGAAGUUUGUGCACCCUUUGUGCUGUCUCGUGCAUUGUUAGUUACGGUUCGUCGUUUACGAUGGUGGUUCGACAUGCUGUGCAGGGAUUUCUCGAAUGGCUUCAUGGUGGCGGAAAUAUUUUCUCGCUACUUCCCACAGGAUAUCCACAUGCACUCCUACGACUAUGGAAGUCGUCUGGCCACGAAGCGAGACAACUGGGAGCAGCUAAACAAGUUUUUUAGGAAAAAGGGUUUCAUUGCUGUGAAAGAUGAGGUGGACAAUAUCAUCCAGUGCAACUCGGAAGAUGGAGCGGGCCCGCUAUUGGAGCGGAUGUACAAUUUUUUGACCCAGAAACCUUAUGUUCCUGAAAGUGCAGCGGAGCAGGGCAGUCUGGAAAACAGGGAUCCUUCACAGCCUGAUGACUACACGUCACGUGACGAAGGGGAAGAGGAGGAAGAAGAUGAAUGCUCGGGGAGCGACAGCGGAACUCUUUCUGAAACUGAAGGUGAAACCGACGACGGUGGAGCAUGUAUGAGACUGCAGGAGGACAAUUACUCUGAGAGAGCCGGCGAUGGACUUAUUCGACUGAGCCCCGAUGGGAGUGGCUUCGACUUUCAGCCCCUUGUGAGACUAGACGUGGAGGAGAAUGGGAAUGAUGACUAUUUCGGCUGCUUGGACAGUGGUGUGAGAUUUCUCGGUGAAGAUGGAGGCCAAGAGGACGAGAGAGUGGAAGAAGAACAGCCCACGAAGAAGAAGUCUGUCAACGCAGUCGAGAAAGCUCGGCAGAGAGAAAACACCAAAACCAGAAGGAUCGAGAAGGCCGGAGUCAAGGCGGGAUUAAAAGCCAGUGAGCUGAAGCAGGCAAUUGCUGGGCGCAAGUCAUCGACUGAUGCAGGAUUGGCUUUCCGCAGUCCGAAUCGAAAUCGGAAGGAGAACUUCAAGCAAUACACUUUACCAGACUACAGGCGUCAGAAGCAAUUUGGGUAUGUCCAGCUUGGGAGCUUGGGUCCCAAAGAAGAUCCAGAACUUGCUUCAAAGUUGCACGCGUUGCAGCGGGUGAAAGAGUUCGGUCGACAUGCUAGAAGCUGCAAUACGAUGUCACAUACCAAUCCUGCGCUUGCAAGUCCGAAGGCACCAAAGAAACCGUCAUCAAGAAAAGUGGCUCUGGAAUUCGCGUCGUCAAUUCCGAAGCCAAAACGGAAGAAUCACAGCAAGGAAGAGUCGAAGAAAGUUUUGCCCAUCCAGAAUCCUCAUGGGCUGACGGAGCUUCAAAUUCUUGAGAUGAAACAUCAGUCCCACAAAGAACACGUCGAGGCCAUUCGACGAGAUUUGGAACACUUUCUCCGGUGAUGUAAGCAGUGGAAGACCUGUGACCCGUCUUUAGACCGAGGUGCCAGCUCUAGACGGUAGAGGACAUGCUGGCUAAUUGCUCGAUCAUGUGUCUUAGGCAUCGCUUUGCUGGUCUUCGAAGACUUGCAUAUGCUGUUACUUGAAAUCAGGAAGGCUUAUCUCGACAAGAACUCCGACUCGCCCUGAAUUGGUUGUUUGAUGUCACAAAUGCUCAUGGCGGAUUUGGGGCUAAAGAUGGGUCGACAAAUUGGGUUUCGGGAUUAUGGCUCCUCUCUCCGUACUUACACAGGCAACUUUGUAAGGAUUAUGGACUUCGUCAUGGCCAGCUGAAGCCCUCACUGCACAUUAAGAAUGAUUAUUGAAAGUUCGCAAUGUCUUACUAUCACUGGUUCUUCAUUUAAGUUGUGUUUGCGGUUGGGCUUCCAUACAAUAAAUAAAUAAAUAAAUAUAUAUUAUCAUAUGUU
Marchantia polymorpha subsp. ruderalis is the source of this 2403-nucleotide messenger RNA. The record is from the annotation of a GenBank genome assembly. NCBI's taxonomy places the organism in Eukaryota, Viridiplantae, Streptophyta, Marchantiopsida, Marchantiales, Marchantiaceae.